UUUGGUCUCCGACAACGAAUAUGGAGGCCAAAGCAGUCGACGCAAGUUCUUGCCUACUUGACCGAACUCAUCCAGAUAACGAGGCUGUGGAGCUUCAAGAAUGGAGAGCCUCGAUCCCAUCUCAGGGGAGUGCGAGCAAUACGGAAAGAGGUCAUGGAGAGAGCAGUCAUCUCCCAAGUGUUGGGGCCCAGUGGACGGGCAGUCAAGGCCAAGUCAGGAACAGCGAGGUUCCUUCACCAGUUCCUUCACCAGUCCCAGAACGUAUCCAAGAGAACAGCAGCGAAGAAAUUCACAACAGCGUCAUCCAAAUCCCAUCUUUGGCCCGGAAAUUUGGCAAGAUGGCAAUAGUCAUUCUAGCAUGCGGGCUGAUGUUGAUCUUCGGGGCUGUUGGAUUUUUAUGCUUUUUGUGGUUUGCCAACUCCGGGAAUUCAUUCUGGCACUCGAUUAUCGUCCGAGACUGGCUUGUCAAAGCCGUCACAAUCUCCUCCGAGGUGAUAAAACAGGCCGUGACAUUCCAGCUCGGUGUCGCCGGUGCUAUUUUGACAGCUUUAGCGUUGGAGAAUUUCCAAGUCCCAUUGCCACAGCUGGCUUCGAUUUCAAUCAUGAGGGCUGGGACUGGAAGUGGUCAACUAUUGUUUCUCUCGCGGAAAAGAUUUCAUCGGCAUUUCUUUAACAGCAAGAAGAUUGGGAUGACCGGCAUGGUGUUUGUGGCUACCACCAUCCUGGGCCUGAUUCAAGCCAUCUCGGUCGUACUAGUUAGUGAUAUUGGACUAUCGUCGAUCCCUGGGAAGUCCAAUUCAACAGAGCUGAACAUCGGCUUCACAUACUACAGCAACGAACAGGCGAAUGCCCCUCAAACUGAGAUCUUAACACGUGGGACUACCUGGUCGAGAAAGCCUCCAUUCUACCCGACGUUCGCAGAAUACAGCGAGCCACCUUUUGUUUCUCACGGGGUGGACGACACAGGGCUGACCUUGAGAGCCUUUCUUCCAUUCCCCGCAGCUCAGGACAGACAGACUAUCCGAACAUACAGCGGCAAAACCACAGUACUGGAUGCGCGUGUGACCUGCCAGGUACCAAUACUCUCCAAUGAAACCAUAAAGGUGCUCAACACUGAAACUCUAUUGCUGGAGGGCUCAUUUCAAGCCAACGCAAUCACACCUAGGCUUCAGAACUCAAUCAUUGGUUCCAGUCCUUCUCCAUCAGGGAGUUUCGAGGAGUCGGAAGCCUAUGGAGCGGCAUACCUGAUCUUGAACGUGACUCUUGGCUCAAGUUAUACCUGGGAUGCAGUUGCGGGAGGGACUCCUGUUGCUCCUCCAGAAUAUAGCCAAAAUGGAGAAUGGCUGGAUUUGGUAUAUUCCAAAGGAGACUUGGUACUCGGAGUAACUGUAUGCUAUUCAGCAUUUCGUACUGCAGAUAUUCCCGUCUUGGUUUCUAGCAACUUCAACCGGACCGAACCAGCGGCUUCCUUCGAUUUGGUCAACUCGAUGUACACAUUCAGCGAGAUCCGAAAUCAACUUGGCCAAGGACCCGAUCCCGCAUCUCUAGAAGACAGGGGAGUUCUACAAUUGGAGAAGAAACCAUCUUGGAUAGCAGAUGCCUCCGAUCUGCCUCCUGUCGAGCCUUUCGUUCGUGAUUUCGCGAACAUGCAAGGCCAAGCUGGAGGUACAUCUGGAAUGGCCGGGAAUUAUACCGCCAUCCUGUGGCAAGCCAGCCCGCCGAGUCAGCCGACUGCUCAACAGCCUCAAUUCAUCGCCCCGGAUCCAAUGCACGUCUGGCUGGUACAGGAGAUGUCCAUCAUUACUGUGCUAUCAAGCAUGGCAUACUAUGACCAAAUCGCUCAAUUCAACAACAACCAGACAGCCGAGGUGGAUUACUUCGUCAUUGCAAAUACUCCCCAACGCUACUGGGGGCUUUUGGCUGUGUGCACUGUCUUGCUGCUCCAUAUAAUUUUGCUACUCAUCGUCGUGACCGUUUUUGCGCGCGAGAGCCGGUUCUCCAUGCUGGGCAAUACCUGGCAAGGGCUGUCUCAAGCCGUUACUGAGGAGACGAGAGAUCACCUUUCCAUAGCCUCGAUGAUGACGGAUAGCGAAGUGGAAGAGAAAAUGAAGCAAGAUGGGGUGAAGAGGACGGUAGUAGGCCUCGAGAAAAUUGAUGGAUCGCGAGUUGUUGGUGUGGUCAGGAGGGUAGGGAAUAAUCACGCAGCCCAAACAAAGAUUCGCCUUCCUUCUGGGCGACAUGGGGAAUGAAUGGGGUGAGGACAA
Molecule: messenger RNA, 2264 nt
Organism: Hyaloscypha bicolor E
Lineage: Eukaryota; Fungi; Ascomycota; Leotiomycetes; Helotiales; Hyaloscyphaceae
Exons: 3
Coding region: 21-2249 (742 amino acids)
Source: RefSeq, a predicted model, not a curated record